UACAAGCCACUAUAAAGAUAAUAAUGGACUUCAAUAACAAAGUUGUUGUAAUUACCGGUGCCAGCUCUGGCAUCGGCGCCGAGUGUGCCCUGCUGUUCGCGAAGGCAUCCGCCAAGCUCGCGCUGGUCGGAAGAAACGUUGACAACCUGAUGAAAGUCGCGAACUCGUGUAAAGAUUUCACAUCGGAACCUUUGGUCAUUGCCGCGGAUCUAUGUGUGCAGGACGACGUUAAGCAGAUUGUCAACAAAACUCUCGCCCAUUUCGGAAGGCUCGAUGUGCUAGUGAACAACGCGGGGAUCAUGGUUCUGAGAAGUAUCGAAGCCGGCAUCGACGCAUUCGAGGAAGUCGUACGAACAAACCUGUGGGGGCUUUUUCUUUUGACGGACCUGGCCAUGCCGCAUUUGAUCCAAGCCAAAGGAAACGUCGUUAACAUAUCCAGCAUGCUGUCUUCCAUGCCUGUGUCCAUGAUGACGGCUUAUUGCAUGUCUAAAGCGGCGGUGGAUAUGUUCACCAAAUGCGCCGCCGUUGAGUUUGGGCCCAAAGGUGUUCGAGUCAACGCUGUGAAUCCCGGGCCAGUGAAGACGGCAUUAAUGAAAAAUGCGGGACUUAAUGAAGAAGCUAACGACUUAUUUUAUUCCACACUGGAGUCGGCGAGUCCUUUAGGAAAAGUAGCAUGCGGCAAAGAUGUAGCCGAGGUCGUGUUGUUUUUGGCGAGUGAUAAAGCGUCCUGUGUCACUGGAAGUUGCUAUCAAAUCGAUUGCGGAGCAAGUAUUAGGGAACUAAGUAUGCUUUAAUUUUUUUUUAUGUGACAGCAGGCCAACGAGCAGAAGGAUCACCUGAUGGUAAGUGAUUACCGUCGCCCAUAGACACCCGUAGUCCCAGGGGCGUUACAGGUGCGUUGCCGGCCUUUAAGAUGAAGAUACGCUCUCUUUUUGAAAGCUUGCAGGUCGUAUCGGUCCGGAAACACCGCAGAACGCAGACGACAGUCCAUUCCACAGUUUGGUUGUACGGGGCAGGUAGUUUCUAGAGAAACGUACGUACUGUUGUGGACUGCCAACCAUCUAAGUGAUGGGGGUGGAAGUGCUGUCGGGUAGAUCGGUGGCGAAAAGUG
Messenger RNA from Ostrinia furnacalis (Asian corn borer), 1111 nucleotides. RefSeq names its product 3-oxoacyl-[acyl-carrier-protein] reductase FabG-like. Gene Ontology annotation, molecular function: oxidoreductase activity. The record is from RefSeq and is a predicted model, not a curated record. The transcript has a single exon. The coding region runs from base 24 to 794 and encodes 256 amino acids. NCBI's taxonomy places the organism in Eukaryota, Metazoa, Arthropoda, Insecta, Lepidoptera, Crambidae.